CAACACUUCCGCCCUGCUCGCGCUCCGCUCCGCGCUGCUCCGCUGUGCUGUGCGCCGCGCGCCUGCUCGCCUUCUCUGCUGCACAAUCCAACAUGGAGUAAUGAGAGAUGGGGCUCGUACGGGGCCACCCUCAGCAACAUCAACCGCGCAUUUAGCACCAAGGCAAGCUCGGAACCCAUGCAAAUGCAACAGGAAAUAAAAUAAGAAUACAAUAUCAAACUAACCCAGGUUUAGAUCCACUCGCAUCUGAAGUCCUUUACCGUUUAUUUUUUAUUUUUUUUAUCAGUAACUCCGCAGGAGAAAAAAAUAGACGAUCGAGAGACGAAAAGCCAUUAGGAGGCACGAAGAGGAGAACAAAACAAUCGGGAUAAGAAAAACAGAGGUCUGGACGAGUGACACUAGUGCGAUAUGUGACUGAUCUGUUUCGGGGCACAGAGAAAAAAUGACGAACGGAAAGAGUGCACCCGUUGCGGGAUUUUGUGCUAGGUGAAACGAGAAAAUGAUUGAAGAAACACACACAAACGAUGACAGUUACAUCGUACGCGUCAAAGCGGUGGUAAUGACCCGGGAUGACUCGAGUGGGGGUUGGUUAGCACAGGAAGGUGGAGGGCUUAGUCGAGUUGGUGUGUGCAAGGUGGCACCCGCUGAACUGAGCGGCCACAGCGACUUCCUCAUCCAUGGAGAGCGCCUCAAAGACAAGCAGGUGGUCCUGGAAUGUUUUGUGAGGAAAGAUCUUAUCUACACCAAGGCCACACCCACGUUUCAUCACUGGAAGGUUGACAACAGAAAGUGUGGCCUCACGUUCCAGAGUCCUGCUGACGCCCGUGCUUUUGACCGAGGGGUACGGAAAGCGCUGGAGGACAUAACAGAAGGUUCCACAACUUCCUCUUCAACACUCCAGAAUGAAGCUGAACUAGGAGAUGAUGAUGUUUUCACAACUGCUACUGACAGCUCGUCGAACUCAUCCCAGAAAAAGGAGCAGAUCAUGCAGCCACUGACAACCUCCACCUUCUACGAGCCACACCGACAUCACCAUCAGUACAUUCUGGGUCACUUCCAUGAGCAGUACAGGUCAUCAGAACGCUACUUUCUGGACCAGGCAGCCCCCAGGUUGGCACGACGUGUCAGCUUCCUAGAUGAGGAGGAGGAGGUUGUGCGCAUAAACCCACGCGAGCGUGCCUGGCUCUCAGGCUAUGAGGACUAUCGCCAUGCGGCAGCACGUGCUCAGGGUCUCGACUCAUAUGUGCAUUUUGCCAAGGGUGAUGCACUGGACAAGCAUGACUACAGCUAUCCGUAUGCACCAGGCUCGGAACUGAACAAGGGCCCUCCCCGAGGCUCCGGGGUUGGAGCUGUGGUUUCACAGCCAAUCAGCUUCAAGCACAAGGAGGAUGAGGAAGAGGGUCUGGGUGAGCGACGACACUGCGUGUACUGUGGCGUGUUCUUCCGGCAUGAGGAGAACGGCCGCGGACGCUGUCCUGACGCCCCGGACCCAGCACGCUUGUGCAUCCGACGCUUCAGCUGCAUGUGGUGUGCAGACAGCCUGCUCUACCACUGCAUGUCAGAUCCCGAGGGUGAUUACUCUGAUCCCUGCUCGUGUGACACAGCCGAUGAACGUUUCUGUCUACGCUGGCUAGCCCUGUUCGGCCUCGCACUGCUUGCACCCUGCCUCUGCUGUUACCCACCACUGCAUGCCUGUCACCGAUGUGCCGUGGCCUGUGGCUGCUGUGGUGGGAAACACAAGGCCGCUGCAUGACCCUUGACACUGAUCCAGCCCAGAUAUCACAUGGUGAACGCACCCAGAUAAAUGGCGGCAUUGAGGAACACAACAGGAGGCGGGAGGGAAGUUUCUGUCUUUUCACAGACAAAAAGAACAAAAAUGGUGCAUUUAACUGGCUUAAAAUCUUUUCUCUCCAUAUAUAAUUAUAUUUGUUCUGUGUGUGUGUGUGUGUGUGUGUGUGUGUGUGUGUGUGUGUGUGUGUGUUUGUAUGUGUAUAUAUAUAUAUAUAUAUAUAUAUAUAUAUAUAUAUAUAUAUAUAUAUAUACACACAUACAGUACAUACAUAAAUGUAUAUUAUAUAAAUGUGUGUGUAUGUGCGUUCCUGUGUUUGUUUCCUUUUUUUCAACUUCUGAACAUUUUCUUCCGUUCCGUACAUUUCCCCCCUCCCACCCCAACAAAAAAAAGGGGUGGCCCUUUUGGAGCCAACUAAUUUAGCAUUACUUCUGCAGGUACUUUAUAUUUUUACACUGAUUUUUUUUUUUUUUUUAGAACUUGAAUUCUUUGUUUUUAAUGGUGCACGCACUCAAUUGCAGAAUCAGUUGGUGUCCGGUUUGUUUGCCUUGGCAAACAGCUGUGAGGUGUUGUAAUCUAUCUGAAUCCCUCCAAACUUACUAAAUAAUAACAGUGAUAUUUGCCUCAGACACUAAACCUCUAGUGAGGUUCAUAGUGUGCGCUUGAUCGGGACUGAGUGUGAGUGUGUGUGCGUGUGUGUAAUAGUGCAGAAGCCUGCAUGUGUGUUUGUAAAGGAAUGAGAACAUUGACAUUGUAUUACAGCAUAGUAUUGUUGUUAUUGUAUUUAAGCCAAAUUUACAUAAGCUGCAGUGUGAGUAUAUGUAAAUACUGUAUACUCAUGUAUAUGUUUAAAAUUGAUUGAUUAUUAUAUCCACAACCACAUUUUGCAUUUUUUCCUUUUUGUUGAUUAGUUUAGUGGAUAAGGAUUUUUUUUGUUUUUUUUAAUGACCAUGAUUGAUAUCCAAAGAUUGUUUAUUGGAUUUUUUUUGUCAUAUUUAUUUACUUAGUCAGUUGAAUCACCAGCAAAAGGAAGAAGGAAAUAUGGACAUGGAGUUUGGCAUUUGAGUUAGAAGCCUGGUCAUAUGAGAAAGUAGAAGAAGCCCAGUUGGAAUGGUGUAUAUUAUGCUUGGAGUGCAAUGCAUAACAAGUAUCUGCUUUCCCCAAUCCGACAUGUGGCUUUUAACACUUUUAAUCUAAUAGAGAAAAAGUGUUCUUGUUUUCAAAAGCGAUCCUGCUCUAUAGGAAGCCUGAAUGGAACGGAACACCUAUUAGAGGGACAUUUGCCAAAAUGAUCUCUAAUGUUACGUGAAGCCUUAAUAUUUUGGUUAAAGAAAAAAAGAAAAAAAAGAAAAAGAAGUGAUUGCAAUUCCACUGCGUCUGGAGCGACGUUUAUGUGUGAGACAGGCGCACCUUCGUGAGUUCUUUUAAAUCUAGAGAAAGUGAAGAAUAUUUUUGUAAUAUAUCAAAUAUGAUCAUGUCUAAAUGAGCCUUUUUUUUAAAUUAAGAGAAUGUGUUUAAAUUGUAGAGGGACAUUAUAGGGAGAAAUGGCAUCGUACAAUCUGUGAGGCAGCUUUGGUACAUAGUCUGUCUCAAUCAUUAGAACCUGCUCCAACCCCAUGAAUGUCAUUGCAAUCGUCCACUCGUUGUUCACCCAUGAAGAAAUUAUAUCUGGUUUAGCUGGUAAAGUUGUACAUGCACGAUUCUGUCUUUGAAUGUACAUGGCUAUUAAUAAUGUCUGUGUUUUCCAAAUUAUAACAUUCAACCUCGCAGUCAUAGUGUGUCAUUAUUAGUACAUUACAGUCACAACUGUGUCUUGCUGAAAACGUAGGCUGUGUAUCAGUACAUGGGAGGGUUGGGGAGGAGUGGCACUGUAUUCUUUAUCCACAACAUAUCCUUUUUGGCUCUCCCAUCAGCUUUGGCAAUACUGAAUAAACAUCAUCUUGUUCACUAAGAGCCCGGGAUACCUGUGGUUUCAAACAAACAAACAAAAAAAGUCUGUACGUCUGUCACAGUGCAGUCUUACUUCUACAACACAAUUCCAUGUUUAAAAAGUGCCUAAAGCAUAUUGUUAAUUUGUCUCCUUGUAUACUAAAAGAAAGAUGAAAUAAAACCCUAUUGUAUUGUUAAUUUUUUUUUACACAAUAAGAAUUUUUACCUCUGUAAACAGCAAAAAGAAAUCUCAAGUGUAUGAUGUAAAUUUGUUUUUCUUUUUUUUUUUUUAUUGUUUCUAACAUUAUAUGUUCAAUGAAGCUCUUUUUUGCUUUUGAGAGGACAAAAGAAAGAAAGUCCUUUGUAAAUACAGGUAGAUCAUGUCAGAACUACUAGAAGUAUGGCCUGGCCAGUAAGUAGUUCUACAUGUGUGUCCUAGUUCCCAAUAAAAAUAAAACACAAAUUCA
Molecule: messenger RNA, 4185 nt
Organism: Silurus meridionalis
Lineage: Eukaryota; Metazoa; Chordata; Actinopteri; Siluriformes; Siluridae
Gene: spred2b
Product: sprouty related EVH1 domain containing 2b
Exons: 6
Coding region: 500-1753 (417 amino acids)
Biological process (GO): multicellular organism development; negative regulation of MAPK cascade
Cellular component (GO): membrane
Molecular function (GO): protein kinase binding
Source: RefSeq, a predicted model, not a curated record